UGACUCAGCUUACGCCAUGUUGUAACGUACGUGAGCAAGCGAUGUGCCACUCAAACAAAAGGAAUUUAAGGACAUAUGAAACUGCAAUUUAAACUUUGAAGAACGUUCAUAUUAUUUUGGACCAAAGAUGACCGACAGCGCCGAAAGCUACAGAGCUGCACUGGCAGACCUGACCUUCAACAGUAAACCGAUGAUCAACAUGCUGACAAUGUUGGCCGAAGAAAACGAGCAGACGGCGACGCAGAUCGUGCAAGUUAUCGAAGAAGAAAUUGAGAAGGCUCCAGCCCAGCGGAAAUUGCCUAUUUUGUAUCUGAUAGACUCCAUGAUAAAGAAUCUUUCAUCAACGCUGUACCCUCAACUUUUUAUCCAGAAUAUCGUCACGCUGUUUUGUCGAGUGUUUGAAGAGGUGGAUGAGAAGACCAGAACAGCUAUGUACAAACUACGACAAACUUGGGUGAAAUGCAUCCCCAACAACAAGCUUUUUGCCUUGGAUGUGCGAGUGAAACGAAUAGACCCUGCUUGGCCCAUCACAGCAAAACCACCAGAACAAGGGAGCAUCCAUGUCAACCCUAAAUUUUUAGUGAGUCAGGCGAAACAAGCACAAGCAGGUUCAGGUGAGAACAGUCCAACUUGGUCGAGUUCUCCUCAGUCUGAGGCAACAUUACCUGAUCGCUCUCCUGAUGACAAAAUGAAAGAGCUUCAGGAAAAGGAAGAAGAACUUAAGAGACUUAAAUUGGAAUUGGAGUUGGCUCAGACCAGAGCAAAAUUGGAGCAGGAAAAACGAAAGUAUGAACAGAAAGUGGAGGAAGAGGAAGCUCGUCUGCGCGCUACUCAGGAUUUCAUGAGUGUAGAUGGUCCAGGCUCAACACCACCAGACUUUUCUUCUGGCCCUCUUCCCCGGACCACUGGAGCAUCUCAGUCUUCAUCUGCAUCUGCACGGUCUAGGGAUCCACGUUUGGCCCGAAAUCCAGAUCUUGCUAGUUCUGUGGCCAGUAGAGAUCCUAGGCGACGUAAUCAAGGUCCAACAUCACAGCAACAGCUAACUCCUACCUCACAAGCACAACCUAGCAUUAUAUCUAAUCAGGUACCACCACCUACUUCUAUGCAGCAGCAGCUUUUGCCACAGACAUUGACACUAGCUGGUGCUGGUCUACAACCAAUACCUCCUGUACCUGCAAUUCCUGUUGUCCCUGCACCAGUUGGUGAAGAUCUUGCAGCUUUGGCUGAUUGGUUUACAUCAGCGGGUAACACACAUGUAGUCACCACAGCUCCAGUAACAGAGCCUCGACCUGUGCAUGCUGAGCCCAAAACUCCUAAUCUGUCAAACAAGCCCUCAAACAAGGACUCUUUGCUUAGCACAAUUCCACUUCCAAACAAUGCACAAUCCUCUGCAACAUCAAAGCAGGGUAAGCAAGUAAAGAAACCAGCAAAACCAAAAAUAAUUCCAGACAAGGCUGUUCCAGAAAAGACACCUGCACCAGUUAAAUUUAAAAUUAACACAUCUGAGGUGCCUAGCACGCCACCACCUCUAAAACUUCAGCCACCUGCUGUGAAAAAGAAGGUAGUGCCAAAGACUGAUGCAAAAGGUUCUUUAGAUGAAGAUUCUGGUUUGACAAGUGCAAAACUUAAAAAAAGCGAAACAAAUCCAGAGGUAAAGAAGACUGAUAAAACGGUUGAAGAAAUAUCAGAAAAGGAGGACAAGCCUGUUGAAAAAGAGUCGAGUAAAGAAAGGAAAGUGGAGAAAAAAUCCGACAGAGAAACGGAUAGCAGUGAGAAAAGUCCCAGAAAGACUGACAAAACAUCUAGCAUUUCUAGAGAGAAAAAAAGCACCAGUUCUCGUAGGUCACUUUCAACAGAGCGCAGGGAUCACGAGCGUCGUGACUCAAAGGAUUCUGAUCGUGCUCGGUCCGGUGAAGACAGAUCACAUGGCAGCAAGGAACGCCAUGUUGCUAAAGAAAGAGAGAGGCGUGGCAGAGAAGAAAAGACUGACCACCGCAAAUCCCCCCCUCACCGCUCCUCAUUUCGUGGACGAGUUUCAAGAGGUAGAGGCAGAGGUAGAAGUUACCAUUAUCAUUCUCGAUCAAGAUCUGUUUCACGAUCUCGUUCCCGAUCACCCAUCAAGGGUGAUAAGAGAAAAAGUAUUGAUCAGAAUUCAUGUAUCACAACGUCUUCCUCAGGCAGUGAUGUUGCAUCUAGCAAGGGCACAGUCUCAGCUGCUUCUAGUCAGGAAAAGAUUAUUGAUGUCGAUGACCGUGCAGCUGCAAAGCGGUCUCUAGACAGUGAUGACAACCUAGCUCCACAACCCAAGAAAGCACGAGCUGUUUCUGGAGACAACUCCACAACAGAUGUUUCUGUUGGGGAAUCUGACUCCAAAGAAGACAUAGAAAAACUGUUCAGCGGCCAAGAUAUCGACUACAGACAGCAAGGAGGUUCAUUGAUGCAGAGUCCAGCUCAACAGCGCUGGUCCAAAUUCAAAGAGAACCAUCCAGAAGAUUUUACCCUAGAACUUGAGCGACGUAAAUCAAUGGAUGAAGUGAGGCGUGCAUCUUUAGAGGCAGCAGGAGUUAGUGGACCUCGUCAUCGUGAUUUUGAUCGUGAUCUUCAUGAUGUGGACUUCAGGAGAAGAAGUAUUCUACAACCUGGUUUGACACGUCGUCCAUUAGUAAGAGCAGAUAUAAAGGAGUCAAUCCCACAGGCACUUUCUUUAGAACAUCAAGAAGAGAUAAUGAUGCAGGCUGAGCAAGAACUCCGUGCAGGACGCAUGUCUCAUGAGGAGCACCAAAAUCUCCUUCGGCAGCUUGGUCAAGUUUUCGACAUUCAGCGUCAGCAGCGUAAAACCUCUGAUCGUGGAGAUGCAGACUGGAAUGAUCCUUCCAGACAUGGUGAUCCUCACCUGAGAGAUCAUAAGUUAGCCUCAAGAAAAGAAAUACAAGAUGAUGUUGAUCACAGGAGAUUGUUUGACAGCGAUUUUCGUAAGAGUGGUUCUGAUAGACCACAGGACUCAGUUCAUGAAAGCCAUGCAGACAGAGACUUCAGGGCAUCACGAGCAGAGGAAGGAGAUGUUGAUCUUCGCAGAUCUGGUAGAAGAGAAGAGGCAGCACCCUAUGGGAGUCCAAGAGCUGACUUUGAUGCUAGAGACAGCCCUAGAUCUGAUUUUGAUGGUCGACGGGACCUCGUCAAGAUUAUGAUCCUGGCAGAGAGGGUCCCAAGCGAGAUCAUAGAUUUGGUGCUAGGCCUGAUUUUGCUAGAGGAGACCGUCCAAGAGACUUUGAAAGCAGGGAAGGUGCAAGAGAAUAUGGUGGGAGCCCACAUGCAGACUUUGAGGAUAUGCCUCAUGGUGAGCCCCGGAGUAAAAGACCUCCUAGGCAUUGCUCCAGGAGUUCCGGUUGAUUCACAUCAUGUAAAAAGUGAUGAAAGGGGACCCGCCACUGAUUAUGACAAAAGAGAUCUUCAUAGAAGGGUUCCCCGCAGACCUGACUUUGAAGGAAAUAGACCCUCCAGACCAGACUUUAGGCACGGACCUGACAGGAAUGCUGACUAUGAUUAUGAUGCCAGGGGAAUGCCAAGAGAUUUUGACUACAGAGGGCCUCUUAGGGAUUAUGAAGGAAGGGUGCACACUCGGGAUUUUGAUCACCGGAGUCCUAGAGAUUUUGAUGGCAGAGGUCCACCAAGAGAAUUUGAUGACAGAAACCUUCCAAGGGAUCAUGAAGGCAGAAUGGGACCAGUGGACAGUUUUCCGCUGAACAGAUCUGAACGUGUGCCACAUGGUGAAAUCAGGGAACCCUACCAUCCUGGUUUUGAAGCAGGCCCCUUUAAUGGACCCAGGCCUAGCUUCCUUGGAGCUGGUCCUCGUCCUCUUAGACCAAGAGUACCUGUUCAGGGACCAAGUGGGCCACGGGGUCUUGCGCCACAUAUGCAUCAAGAUAGUCUUGCCAGAUUCCCCGAUGAUGCACCCAUACCCAGUAGUCCUAUGGAUGACCCCAGGUGGUCAGUCAUGCGUGGCUUACUUGGUAAUGAAGUUAAGGAAGAGAUUGUAAUAGAUGGAAAGCCAUUUGAAGUCCGCAUGGGUGUGGAACGCCGUAUCAAGAUCUACAAUGUUGUUUACGAUGUUCUGAUUGAUCCUCUUGAUCGUGGCAUUCGUGUAAAUGGAGAACUAGUCUACAAAUUUGGUGAACCCAAGAAAGAUAUAAGCUUGGGUGGGAAGGUGGUGGAGAUAUUUUAUCAUGGACCUCAUCGUGACAUUUGGAUUGAUGGUCAGCAGUAUCGUCUGCGUAUAGAUGCGCCACCACUCAACAUGGUGUUUGAUAAUACAAUAUAUGGUUUUCAGAUUGAUGGCCGUGACAACAUGAUACUGGUGGAUAGACUUGAGAAAGGUACCCUUGGAGGUCCCCCUCGUCCUUUAAUCCUGAAUGGUGUUCAUCAUGAAAUCAGUUUUGAGCCACCACCUCGCCGCAUUCUUAUUGACAAUCAGUCAUGCGAGCUUAAGUUAGACCGAAAAAUUCCUGUGAUAAUGUACAAUAAAAAGCCUCAUGGUAUCCGGUUUGAGGGUGAUCCUCGCAACAUCUACAUCAAUGAUGUUCCAUAUCUGGUGCCUUUUGACAGGGCUGUAAAGGUCAAGAUUGGACCAAGGCCUCACUUUCUUGCAUUUGGAGGUCCAGCACAUGAAGUUAUCAUUGAUGGUAGAUGGUAUGAAGUGAAGUUCAACAACAACCCAAAGAACAUCACCAUUGGUAAUCGCAUUUGUUCAGUGCGCCUCGAACCACCUGUACCACGUGUGAAGAUCUUGUCUGAAAUGACAGAGGCAUAUGAUGAGUCUGCAUUACUGAAGUCUAAUCGCCCAUCACCAUUUGCACGCACUCCCCAGCAGCUGUCACCAAAAGCUGAUUUACGUCAUCCUCAUCCGGUUGAUUCAGUUACCAUUGGUGUCAGGCAGCGCAUUGAUGCAGAUGUAACAGCCAAACCAAUUGUCGAACCAGGAUCAAUUGGUCAAAAUCAGCCUGGUGCAGGAAUUUCAACCCCCGUUGUUGGAGUACUGCCUGAAAAGUCACCUUUGCCUGUUUGUACAUCUCAAGCUGUUGCUGUGGCUCAGGAUGUAAGUUCUGGCAAACCUCCAGCCCCAGUUGCUGAGACUACUACUGUGAACCAGUCUCCAAAGCCUGUGGUAUCAAUGCAGCAAGGAACUGAAGCUCUUCAUCUCCAAGGGAUGGGCAUGAGGCCUCCACAUCAGCAAAGCGUGCGGUUCCAGGGAACUGGAUGCCCUGUAGGGCAGGGCCCUAUGCAAGGACCUAGGCCAGGACCAGGAGCAAUGUUACAGGCACAAAACUUGAUGGGGAAUUCAAUGCUGCUGGCAAAUAUGAUGCAGGGACUGCCUAUGAUGCCCGUUACCAUGCCACAAAUUCUGGGGCUGCCAGAAGCCCUUAUGGGCAUUCAGCGUAUGAUGAGCCCACAGAUGGGAGGAAACCCCUUUGCACAGCCAAUGACAAGCCCGCCUUUUAUUGGAAACCCAACCUUGCCACGUAUGAUUUCCCCAUCACCAGGCCCAUUUGCUACCACAGGACCACAAAUUGGACCUAUAAGCAUCCAUCAGUCGAUGGUGACUCAGUCAUCUACUCCACAGACAUUAGUGACAUCUGCUACUCCUCUUACACCUGCUGCUGGCCCAGCUGCUUCUCCUGCGGCCCCUGCUGCUGGCGCAUCAAUGCUGGAUGUAAAAGAUCUUUUUGAAAAACUUGUGGCAGUUGGCAUCAUCAAAAAAGAAGAGAAAAAGGAGGAGACCACUGUGAGUUUAGAGGUAGCAAAACCAAAAGAAGCACUUGCAGAAAUCCAGCAGGAGAUGGUGGAGCAAAAGCCUUUGGUUCCUGCUGUGAAACCUAAAAUUGUUAUUCCCAAAAAAGAGCCUGCGUUUGAGCAUCCACCUGAUUUAUCAGACUUCCAGUCAGUCAAACUCAAAAAGCAGUAUAGUGAGGUGGUUCACCUUCUCUACCAAGGUAUUCAGUGUUCUUCUUGUGGCUGCCGCUUCCCUAUGAGUGAAACUGAGAAAUACCGGCAGCAUUUGGACUGGCAUUUCCGUGCCAACAAACGAGAGAAGGAAGCUGCUAAGAUUGCCAGCUAUCGCAAGUGGUACUAUGAAAUGAACGAGUGGAUUUUGUAUGAAGAACUGGAAGAGUCUGAAGAAAAAUUGCGCAGCUCUGUAUUUGAAGAAGAAGCUUCUGCCCAUUCUGCUGAGAACCAAGCAUCUUCAUUUCCACUUCAGAUACCUGAAGGGGUUGAAGUUAUUCAUAACCCUACAGCAACAGGCAAUGAAAAAGAGGAUAUUUGCCUGAUCUGCAAUGAUCCAUUUGAACAAUACUGGGAUGAAGAAGCAGAAGAUUGGCACCUUAGGGAUGCUAUUAAAGUUGACGGCAAGGUAUAUCAUCCUGUGUGUUACGAAGAUGCUAAAGAGGGCAGUGGUGCAACUGUCACCCCAACGCCGACAGUUGAUGUUGCUGUGAAUCCACUUGAAACUCAGCUUCAGCAUUCAGCAUCUGCAGGUGUAGCUUUUGAAGAGGUUCCAGCACCUACAAGAGUGCCAGAAAAAUGGGAAACAAAUGUGAAAACUGAGCCUUUACCAGUAGAAGAAGCACACGUCACAGCUGCAUCAUCUGUCACCUCGGCUGACAGCUUACCUGAAGCUAAACACGAAAUCUCUGACUCUUCUCUUCCUGUCAAGACAGAUACAGCAACAACUGCUGCAGAUACUUCCCAUCCUGUUAGCUCUGACAUUAUGUUAGUACCAGUUGUCAUUAAAACAGAGCCAAGCAGUGAUAAUGUAACAGAACCCUUAACUGUUCCUGUUAAGGUAGAGCCUACAGAUUCAUUAAUACCUGAACAGACUUGUGCUGAAGCCACAUUAAAUAAAGCCAUUUGCAAUACUUCUUCACCUCCCACCAUGUCUCCAUCUUUGGAGCAGGUUGCUGAUGUUAAGGAACCUUCUGCAGUAGAAGAGAGUGCAUCAAAAGACUCAGAAAACUAACAUUGAGUUGUGACUUGAAUGGAUGUAAAAUUUCUUUUCAUUUGGUCACUUGAAAAAAUUUGUUAAUGGUGCAUCCGAAAAAUGCAUUCAGAAAGUGCACUUGGGUUUAAUUGUAGGCACACACUGUGAUAGGUUCUUACCUUGGGCUGUUGUGUUUGUUGGUCUCCAUGGGUAGGUGGAUAGUGCUUGUGCCAUAAUGUGAAUUGUAAAGGGAGAAUGUCUUAAGUUCAUCAUUUAAAUAGCACUGCACCACUCUGUGAUGCCAAGUUACAUGAAUGAGGUUAAAGUGAAUAUGGUUUUUUUAUGUCAAGGUUUGCAUAGAGUGAUUGGCUUAUCCUAGACUAUUUGGAGUUGAAGAAUCUGCACACAUAAUGCAGUCCAUGUUGUUUUGCAAAAUAUCUUCACUGAACUGAGACCAGGAAAAGAUGCCUUUUGGUGAAAACUACAAACUAUUUUUUUAAGGAAAGUGUUGGGUGAUUUUGCUGUUGUAUGAUUACGCGUGUGCACAUAUGUGUCCGCCCAUGUGGAGAUGCAUGUUUAUAAGGAUGUAUGUGUGGGUUUGAUUCUUUUGUAUCAUAAAAGUAUGACGUUGGUGCUGACAAGAUAACUUUUGUGGGUUUUAUUUCAAGCAUGUGAAAGUGCAAAAUGGAAUGAACAUUUUUUGAGGCAAACAUUUUUGAGUCGUUGAAUGAUUCUGUUAAAGAAAACUCAUUGUUUUCUACCCUAA
Molecule: messenger RNA, 7739 nt
Organism: Pomacea canaliculata
Lineage: Eukaryota; Metazoa; Mollusca; Gastropoda; Architaenioglossa; Ampullariidae
Biological process (GO): termination of RNA polymerase II transcription
Cellular component (GO): mRNA cleavage factor complex; cytoplasm
Molecular function (GO): mRNA binding; RNA polymerase II complex binding
Source: RefSeq, a predicted model, not a curated record